AUGUCGAGCACGGUGGUCGUGGUGGCCCCAUCCUCCAAGUCAGCCGUGGUGGCUCAGCUGGCGCUACUGCUGGGUGUCCGCAAGUCGACCAAGUUUAAGCUCGGCAUCGCCGCUGCGACAGCGGGUCUGUUGGCCUAUCAUGCUAGCCGCAGCCUGCGACAAGACAGACGGUCACUGUCGGGAAGGCCAGAGAUUCCCCGCCCCAAGAAAUCCCUGGCCACCGGCUCCGCCCGGAAGCCACGCCCCGCCUCGCAGCGCCGCGCCCUGCAGCGCCUGCUGCCCCUGCUCCUCCGCGUGGCUGGGCCCAAGGUGGUGGUGCUGCUGGGGGUGGUGCUGGCGCGCACCGCGCUGUCCAACCGCCUGGCACGCCUGCAGGGCUACCUCUUCCGCGCAGCCUUCCUCAAGCGCGUGCCGCUGUUCAUGCGCAACCUGGCGGAGAAUGUGGCCCUCUGCGCGCUGGCGGCGGGGCUGGAGUCGACAUCGCGGAGCUGGGUGUCGCGGCUGGAGCUGCAGUGGCGCCGCCUGCUGACGCAGCGCGUGCACGCGGCCUACUUUGACGACAUGGUCUACUACAAGCUGAGCUACGUGGACCGCCGCAUCCCCUCCGCAGAGCAGCGCAUCUGCGAGGACAUCCCCGCCCUCACCGAGGGCCUGGCCUCCCUGCUGGGCGAGCUGCUGUCGGCGGGUGUGGACGCCGCCUUCUACUCCUGGGCCCUGCACAGCUACACGGGCACGCACCGCUACACCGCGCUGCUCCUGGCCUAUGUGGUCGGCGUGGGCGGCGCCAUGGCCUUUGCCGCGCCCAACUUCGGCGGGCUGUUCAAGCGCCAGGCGGCGCUGGAGGGCGCGUAUCGCGCGGUGCACACGCGCCUGCGCGCCAACAUCGAGAGCGUAGCCUUCUACGCCGGCAUGCAUAAGGAGGGCGAGGUGGUGCGUGGUGCAUUCCGCGACUCGCUGCGCGCGCAGCGCCGCCUGCUGGGCCGGCAGUGGCAGUUUGGCAUGGUGCAGGACCUGCUGCUCAAGUACUUUGGCGCCACGGUGGCCCUGGCCCUCAUCCUGGGCCCCUUCUUCGGCGGCCACCUCCGCCCCGAGGCCACGGUCAGGGGGCGGGCGGGCAUGCUGUCGGCCAUGCGCUACCACACCUCGGUCACCAUCUCCCUAUUUGGCGCGCUGGGCACGCUGGGCGGCGCCUCGCGCAAGCUCAUGCGCCUGCAGGCCUACGCGGAGCGCCUGGCGGAGCUGGAGGCAGUGAUGGCGGAGAUUGCGGGCGGCGCGGGCAUGGGGUCGGAGGGCCUGCCCCCCGCCCGCGGCCAGCUGCUGGCCUGCGAGGACGCCAUCGCCUUCGAGUCGGUGGUGGUGGUCACCCCCGCCAACGCCACGCUGGUGCGCGACCUCACCCUGCGCGUCCCUGCCGGCACCAACCUGCUGGUCACCGGUCCCAAUGGCGCGGGGAAGAGCAGCCUGUUCCGCAUCUUCUACGUCCCGCAGCGCCCCUACGUCACCGUGGGCACGCUGCAGGAGCAGCUGCUAUACCCGCUGACCCCCGGCACCGGCGGCACGGCGCCGGUCAUCCCGGACGACGAGCUGGCCGACCUGCUGGCCAGCGUCGACCUGGGGCACCUGCUGGCGCGCGGCGGGGAGUCCCUGGACUGGGGCGAGGAGCUGUCACUGGGCGAGCAGCAGCGCUUGGGCAUGGCGCGCCUGUUCUACCACCGCCCGCGCUUCGCCAUCCUGGACGAGUGCACCAGCGGCGUGAGCGUGGACAUGGAGCGCCGCUUCUGCAGCAUGGUGCGCGAUGCGGGGUGCACCUGCAUCACCAUCAGCCACCGGCCCGCGCUCAUGGCCUUCCACGACCUCGUCCUGGCGCUGGACGGUGAGGGCGGGUGGAGCGUGCACGCCGGGCACCGCGCGCUGGGGGCGUCGGGCGCCGGGCGAGGCGGUGCUGGUCCCGCUGGCGGUGGUGGCAGCGGCGCCAGCGGCGCGCCGGCCCCCACCCCAAUGCUCUCUGGCAGCGUGGACGCCGAGGCGAGCGCGCGGGUGCGCAGCGCCGAGGCGAGCGCCGUGCUGGCCGGCAUGACGGCCGGCGGGGAGGUUCGACGUGAGAGCGCCGUUCCCGAGCGCGCCGCGUCCGAUUCCGACGCGUCGUCGGCGGAGCUGGAGGUCGUGGCGCGCGCGCCCUCGCGCUCCGCAAUCGGCGGCGCGGCCUGCGCCGCCGACUGGUCGCCCUGCCGCGCCCUGCGCCCCGGGCCCCUCUCCACGCUGGCGCGAUGGCGGCUGGUGGGCGGCGUGCUGCUGGGCCGCGACCCGCGCGGCUCGGCGCUGGGCCUAGGCGCAGUGGCGGGCGUGGUGGCGCUGCGCACGCUGCUCCAGGACCGCAUCGCCAACCUGAACGGCGAGGCGGUGCACCACGUGCUGCGCCAGGAUGUGCGCAGCUUCCUCUGGCUCCUGGGCGUCAGCGCGGCGCAGGGCUGCGCCUCGGCCGUGCUGGCGCCCAGCCUGCGCCACAUCGCCGACCUGCUGGCGCUGAGCUGGCGCGCGCGCCUGACGCGCGCGGCCUCUGACCGCUACCUCGCCCCUGGGGCGACGGGGUACACCGCGGUGCAGCUGGCGGGGCUGGGCGACGUGGACCAGCGCCUGACGCGCGAUGUGGAGCGGCUGAGCCGCGACCUGGCCGCCCUCAUCCCCACCCUGGUCAAGCCCGUGCUGGACAUCACCUGGUUCUCCGCCCGCCUCUGGGCCAUGACGGGGCGCCGCGGCGCGGCCAUCCUGUACCUCUACGCCGCGCUGGGGUACGGCACGCUGCGCCUACUGACCCCGGACUUUGGCGCGCUGCUCCGCCGCGAGUAUGAGCUGGAGGGCGGGUUCCGAGGCGCGCACUCGCGCCUGCGCACACACGCCGAGAGCGUGGCCUUCUUUGGCGGUGGCGCGCGCGAGGGCGGCGCCGUCGUGGCGCGCUUCGACGCCAUGACCGCCCACCUUCGCGGGCUGAUCGCGCAGCGCUGGGCCUACGGCACCGCCGACGAGUUCUUCUCCAAGCAGCUGCCGCACAAUGUCACCUGGGUGCUCACCCUCCUCUACAGCCUGGACCAGCAAGACGACCUCAGCGACGAUAUGGUGCAGGGACACCUGGUGCACCAAAUCAGGUACCUGGCCUCCGUGGUCACCUCCUCCUUCUCCGCCUUUGGCGACCUGUUGGCCAUGCCCAGGAAGUUUGCUGAGAUCUCCGGCGGCAUCGCGCGUGUCAGCGAGAUGUUCCAGGUGCUGGACGCUGCCUCGCGCUUCGACAGCCGCGCCUCGCUGGCCGAGCUGGAGGGCGCACUGCCGGACAGCAUCGAGUUCCGGAACGCCGACAUCCUCACGCCGGGCGGGCGGAUGCUGGCGCGGGACCUCUCCUUCCGUGUGACCCCGGGCCACCCGCUCCUGGUCACAGGGCCAAACGGCGUGGGCAAGACCAGCCUGUUCCGCAUCCUGAGCGGGCUCUGGCCGCUAGCUGCAGGGGCCAUGCACCGGCCGGGGGCUGCGGGGGCGGGCCUGGACUCCUCCGACAUCUACUACGUGCCGCAGCGGCCAUACACCACCAUCGGCACGCUCCGCGACCAGAUCAUCUACCCGCUAACCGCCCGCCAGGCGUACCAGAGGUACUCCAUCACCGACAGCUCAGAGGAUGCCGCGCAGCAGCUGGAUGCUGAGCUGGAUGACCUGAUGGGGGUGGUGCACCUCAAGUACCUCGUCAGCCGCGAGGGUGGAUGGGACGCUUCGCGGGAGUGGGGCGAGACCCUCUCUCUAGGUGAGCAGCAGCGGGUGGGCAUGGCCCGCCUGUUCUUCCACAAGCCGCGCUUCGGCAUCCUGGACGAGUGCACCAACGCCACGAGUGUGGACGUGGAGGAGUCGCUGUACCAGCACGCCACCAGCCUGGGCAUCACCCUCAUCACCAUCUCCCAGCGCACGGCGCUGGUAAAGUACCACGAGCACGAGCUGCGGCUCCUGGACGGCCAGGGCGGCUGGGAGCUGCGCAAGCUCAGGGCCUGA
This is a messenger RNA of Auxenochlorella protothecoides, 4029 nucleotides long. RefSeq names its product ABC transporter D family member 1. Gene Ontology annotation, cellular component: peroxisomal membrane. The transcript is spliced from 7 exons. NCBI's taxonomy places the organism in Eukaryota, Viridiplantae, Chlorophyta, Trebouxiophyceae, Chlorellales, Chlorellaceae. The record is from RefSeq and is a predicted model, not a curated record. Gene Ontology annotation, molecular function: ATP hydrolysis activity; ATP binding; long-chain fatty acid transmembrane transporter activity. Gene Ontology annotation, biological process: very long-chain fatty acid catabolic process; fatty acid beta-oxidation; peroxisome organization. Bases 1 to 4029 code for a protein of 1342 amino acids.